CCCGGGUUGGGUUGUGGGGAAAGCCGGCUGGGGUUACUGUGGGAGGGGACGCUGCACCCACCAGUAUAUAAGGGCCCGGAGCGCUGUCUACCCACUGCGUAUAAACUCAAGAUGGUGCGAUUAUUGUUGUUACUUACUGCUGCUCUCACGCUGGCACAGUGCCGCCGCCCAUCCCUGGUCCCUCAAGAAGACAUGAUUGUGAGGACAGAUACACAGCUCCGCAUUACCUACCCACGCGGGGAACACCCUGACAUCACCUGCACAGCUUCGCCUCACCAAAUAGGGGAUGGCUCCGUGGUUGAUGGCAACGUGAUUGAUGGCUCUGUGGUUGAUGGCUCUGUGGUUGAUGGCUCUAUGGUUGAUGGCUCUGUGGUUGAUGGCUGGAGUCGCCUGCAAGAGUUGGACCUCAUGGUUCGCCUGGAAUACACUGACAGUCAAAGCAUCAACUGCAGCCUAGUCUCGACAGUCAGCGCUUCUCCAGAACAAAAUGACCUCGAUCCGAAGGCACUGGACCCCUCCUGGUGCCUACCCCCUACAGAAGGUGGCAUCAGUGCCUCUCUCUAUGUCUGCCCCGACGGUUGGCACCUGAUAGAGACAAGGUGCUUCCUACUGGCUAACGCCUCUGGCACCUGGCACGAGGGUCAGCAGUUCUGCAGUGAGGCUGGUGGGUCUCUGGCCACCGUCUCCAGCAAGUUCCAGCAGGCGAUCCUCAUGUUGACACUGGACGAGGACACCUGGAUAGGCUUCAACGACCUGGAGGAAUCCUCGUACGUCUGGGUGGACGGCUCCCUUAGUACCUUCACCAGCUGGGCCGAGGAUAAGCCUAGCGAGUCUAGUGUACUAUGGAUGAUCAAGAAGCAGAAGAAGUGCGUAGCAAUGCGACGCAAGUACUAUUACCUCUGGAGUAACAACUAUUGCGACGAUGUCAAGCAGUUCCUGUGUAGCGUCCCAGCGGUACCCACCACAACUACCACCUCUACCACAACUACCACAACCACCACCACUACCACAACCACCACCCCAUCAACAACCACCACCCCCACAACCAACAGUCCGCAGUCUGCCUGCGAUGAGGGGUGGCAGCAAUACCAGUCAUCAUGUUACUAUGUCAGCGAGGAAGAAGUUUCGUGGCAGAGUGCUCUAGAAUACUGUAGCCUCAUGGGCGCCUCCCUGACCUCUGUCACCAGCGAGGAGGAGCACCUCUUCCUCACCAACCUGGUCACGGAAAACACGUGGAUUGGCCUCAGUGACCAGCACACAGAAGGAUAUUAUGUCUGGGCAGAUAAUAGCGCCUAUAACUUCUCCAGGUGGGGGUACAACGAGCCCAGUAAUUCUUACAGUUUCCUGGCACUCGAUGAUGAAGACUGUGUUGAGAUGAGAUGGAACAUCGAAUAUCUUUGGAACGAUGAACCUUGCGAUACGGAUAACAGGUUCAUCUGUGAGCGGCCAGUCAACAACUAUGGCUAUAAUACUGUUUACUAGCUACAGAACAAAUGACAACCUAUUGAUAGUCCAAUUGACCGGCCACAGAGCCUAAUACAGUGCCAUCAGCCAUAGUCAGUCAGUCACUAUAUAUUAAACUUUUGAAUAUUACUAAACA
This is a messenger RNA of Procambarus clarkii (red swamp crayfish), 1600 nucleotides long. The record is from RefSeq and is a predicted model, not a curated record. NCBI's taxonomy places the organism in Eukaryota, Metazoa, Arthropoda, Malacostraca, Decapoda, Cambaridae.